AUGCUGCAGGCGGCCAUGCUGGACGAGAUGGACGAGGUGUUCGGCGUGUCGGCGCUGGUGGCGGACGAGGCGCGCUCGGACCGCGCGCGCGCAUACGGCGAGCGGCAGCUGCGCGGCCUGCGCGUCGCGCACGACCUCGACGCUCUGGAGGAGGAGCGCGACGUGGUGCUGACGCUGGCGGACGCGCCCGUGCUGGCCGACGCCGACGACGUGCUCGUCAACGUCAACAUCGUCGACACCGAGCGCUCGCAGAAGAACAUCCUAAACCGCAAGAAAGCCAAAAGCGGGUACCAGGCGUACGACGACGAGGAAGAGAUGGAGGCGGCCGCGCUGGGCUACCGCAAGCCGGUGCUGGCCAAGUACGACGAGGAGAUCGACAAGGACGCGGCCGCGCGCGCCCGCGGCUUCGUCAUCGGCGACCACGCCGCCAUCGAGGCCAAGCGCUUCCGCGACAUGUUGCGACAAGAGCGGCUGGCGGGCGGCGUGGAGAAGCGGCUGGAGUCGCUGCAGCUGCCGCCGCUGCAGCUGGCCACCGACUACCUGGACGAGCACGAGAUCAGCGCCAAGUUCAAGAAGACCAAGAGGAAGGGUAAAAUUCGUAAGAAGGCCAAACAAGAACCGAUAGACGUGGAUGACUACGAAGCGGGUACGGCGCCAUUGGAGACAGAUGAUACAGAGGUGGGCGGCACGAGCGCAGGCGGGUCCCAGCGCGGAGCCCUGGUGGAGGACGAGGCGGAGGCGGAGCCCGACGCGGAGCUGCAGGCGGCGCUGGCCCGCGCGCGCCGCAUGCGCCAGGCCGCCGCCACCGCGCGCGCCAUGCCCAAGGUGGAAGAGAUCCUGGAGAGCGUGAAAGAGGAGGUAAAAGAGGAAAUUGAAGAAGCACCGGAGGGCUGCAUGGUGCUGGACGCCACGGCCGAGUUCUGCCGCACGCUGGGCGACGUGCCCUCCUACGCCGGCGCCCGCGCCGAGCGCGCGCCCGCGGAGGCGGCGUUCGACGACAUGGAAGUGGAGGGCGCGGCGGAGGCCCGCGGCGGCGCCUGGAGCCGCGUGGACGUGGGCAGCGACCAGCCGCCCGACAUCGCCGCCGGCGCGUCAGUGGGCUUGGAAGCGGAGCCGGCGCUGGGCGCGGGCGUGGCGGGCGCGCUGCGGCUGGCGCUCAGCAAGGGCUACCUGGAGCGCGCCGGGCCCGCGCCGCCCGCGCGCGCGCCGCACCACCUGCUCGCCGCCCGCCACUACUCCAUCGAGGACAAGGCGCUCGGCGAGGACGACAAGUACGGGCGGCGCGAGCGCGGCGGGCACUCGGGCCCGCUGCAGGACUUCCGCGAGAAGAGCAACUUCCGGCCCAACAUCAAGCUGGAGUACGUGGACGACGACGGCCGCCCGCUGUGCCCCAAGGAGGCCUUCCGCUACCUGUCGCACAAGUUCCACGGCAAGGGGCCCGGCAAGAACAAACAGGAGAAGCGCAUCAAGAAGGCCGUGCAGGAGGGCCUGAUGAAGAAGAUGAGCUCGACGGACACGCCGCUGGGCACGCUGCAGAUGCUGCAGGACAAGCAGCGCGAGACGCACUCCGCCUACAUCGUGCUGCAGGGCGCCAAGCGCGAAUCCGGCGCCUAACCGCUCCCGGCUGCCAGCCCAUCGGCGCUGAAAUUAAUUACCAAUACAUUCUCAAAAAUACAUUUCAUAUGACUUUCAUUGGUUACAGUUUAUUAAGUACAAAAUGUAAAUGAAAUCACCUCUCUUGAGAUUCCAAAGUAUGCUUUUAUAAAGGUAGUUUUCAAAGUAAAACUUGAGGUACACCUGCACAGAAGUGUACAUUUUGAAAUUUACCGUAACCACUAAUGUAUUUGAUGUUUGGAACAGUGCAAGAUGUACAUUUUCGCAACUUAUUCUGAAAUAAAGAAUGGAUUAUAAAUUA
This is a messenger RNA of Ostrinia nubilalis (European corn borer), 1915 nucleotides long. Its product is annotated as U4/U6.U5 tri-snRNP-associated protein 1-like. The record is from RefSeq and is a predicted model, not a curated record. Gene Ontology annotation, biological process: maturation of 5S rRNA; mRNA cis splicing, via spliceosome. Gene Ontology annotation, cellular component: U4/U6 x U5 tri-snRNP complex. Bases 1 to 1614 code for a protein of 537 amino acids. The transcript is spliced from 11 exons. NCBI's taxonomy places the organism in Eukaryota, Metazoa, Arthropoda, Insecta, Lepidoptera, Crambidae.